AUGAACCUUCCGAUGGUCGAACCCUCAGUUGCCAACUUCAAUGCUGAGAGAGCGCAUGUAAUGGUAUCCCCACCAGCAAUUCCAGAAAUGGAGACAGGAAACAGCGGCUGCAUCUACUGUCUGACGAAAGUUCUGCACCCGCGCCUGGGAAGAGGCGAAUCGUACGCCUGUGGGUACAAACCUUAUCGCUGCGAAAUCUGCAAUUACUCAACCGUGACCAAGGGCAAUCUGGCAAUUCAUGAGCAGUCUGACAGACAUUUGAACAACGUACAGGAAUAUGAUCAACACCAAAAACUACAAUGUGUUCACAAACCCAGUGAACAGGAUAGCGUAAACUCAUCAGUUAGCCAUCCACCAGCAUCAGCAAAUCAGAGUUCACCUCCCACUAUGAGCUUAUUCCCCCAGACCUAUCUUGCCUUCCUUGAAGUCUUCAGCCAGAAAGGUGGCACUUGCCCAAUGGACGACUUCAGUACCGACCUUCUCGAAGUGGCUGACCACACUUUCUUCUGUCAGAUCUGUGGUGUCUUUGGAACAGACAGUGUAGAGGAGCUGAUCAGUCACGCAGAGCAGAACCGCAUCCCCAAAAAUCUUGAUUUGGCCAAUCAACAGCUGACCACUCACACAUCGGGAGCCUGGCACUGCAAUCUAUGCUCAUAUAGGAGUCCUCUGAAGGCAAAUUUUCAGCUCCACUGCAAAACAGAGAAGCACGCACAGCGGCUGAGCCUCCUCCUACAUGUGUGGGAGGGCAAGGAAGGAAGACUGGGUGCAUCCCUCCCCACCAAUGACCUCCUUCUCUCUUCCACUUCAAAGAAUAGCGUGUACUGCCAGCUACGCUGUCUACCCUGUGGUUUCUUUACGUGCUCUGUGCACAAAAUGCGCGUUCAUUGUCAGACGCCAAUGCACGGUUUUCUCGCAAGCGCCUUUGGCGCUGUAGUCAGGAGACGGAGUCAGUUGAAGUUGUCACUUAUGACGGCUUCUGAUGGAGGGAGUGUCAUGAACGGUGCGCGAGUGAUUUAUGCGUGUCGCAAAUGUGAGAUGACCUUCACUUCUUUGACGGGACUAAUGCAGCACUUUCAGUCAGCGGACUUUCACGAGACAGUGUCGAAAAAGUUUAAUCUACGGCGAUUCAAUUCGAUAGUGUUAAACACCUCACUGGAUGACGAAGGAAGCAGGAUUCGGAGACAUUCGGCUCCACCGACAAUCAAUGCUGAAUUCUCGUCCACUUCUGAUCAAAGCAGAAAAAGGAGCAUUGAAUACGACAACGGUGGCAACGUGUCAGCUAUGAAUGAUGCUCAAAUGCCGCAGUCACUACUAGCCGGUGCAACUUGUCAGACCCUGACAGAUGGCGAGAACGCGCACUGCAGGAUGCACAUCACUACCAGCCCACUAUCCUCGUGGUUGAACUGCGUCAAUUUGCAAAACUCUGAACUGCUUCAAGGACUCGCGAGGUUCAUUGAUGAACAGAAGGAGCAAACUAGUGCUCCACAAACAUGCGAUAGCCUCUUUGCUUGGUUUGGUGCAGACAAUACUCUCUGCUCUUUCCUAAUAAGUUGGCUAAGGCAUCAGUUUCCUCAAAUGGAUGGCAAUAUGUCUGAUGAAUUUGUUGCUUUUAUUCUUGAACUCAUCGCGCAGCAGCCUAAUGUUUUGGGACGGUUUCUGGAUUUGCGAGAGCUACAGCAGCGGCAAGCGUUCAGCACCUGCCAUCAGUGUUCCCCCCCGCGAUCGUUUCUACUUCCCUCAUCCACGAGUCUUCACUUCAACAUUCACCAUAACGAUGAAUUACCCGCCUUAGUUCUCGAGGCUGUUAAGAAGAUGGAAAACACGGUAAUAGAGGUUGUUCGCGCCCUUCAACCACAACAAUUUCAACUGCCGCUGAUGAAAGGUGGGCGCACUCGAUUAUCAGUAAAUCAUUUGGAAGUCUUCCGAUCCAGUUUCUGUAGCUCAAAUCAAAUAACUGAAGCAACGAUUGCAGAGAUUUGCAAGAAGACAGGAUUGGAAGAAAAAGCUGUAAAACACUGGUUUCGUGGCACGCUGUUCAAGGGGCGACAGAGAUUCAAGGAAGAUUCUUCUAAUUUAGACAUUCCUCAACCUCCCAUUAAUCAAGCAUCCGCCACUGAACACUCAGACGAGGUGCGAUCGGUGGGACGUAGCACGAAACCAACAUCUACAAAGCGAUUCAGAACACCCAUUUCGUCAAUCCAGCAGGCUGUACUUUUGCAAUACUUCCAGGCUGAUCAAAAUCCUAGCAGAAGACAAAUGGACAUCAUAUCAAGCGAAGUUAAUUUACCAAAACGCGUUGUACAGGUAUGGUUCCAGAACGCCAGAUCCAGGGAGCGUCGAAUGUUUAUCAAGGAAGCUUCCGCUCAAGAGUCACCGUUUAACGAGCUGAAGUGCUUGGUUUCAGGUGCAAAUUCCACAAACACUUUGCCUGAGCAGACACCCGUAGAUAAGCUGCAACAGAUUUUCAACCAAAUCCUUACUCAGAUGCCUCCUCUGGGUAUUAUACAGCCGCCUGCAUCAGCACCUAUACAACCACCAGUAACGUCAAUACCCCAACAGCUACCAUCACAGUCUUCCGAAAACUACGAAAUGGAUUCUCCUCUUGACCUAUCCACUGUUUCUUACAGAUCCAAUGACUAUCAAUCAUCCACCUUACAAAAUCUCAGCCCUCAUGCGGGUAGUGCGGCUAGUGCCAAUGAGACAAGGUCGGAUAGCUUUUGCCGACGAAACCGCACAAGCAUUAGCUCAACUCAGGCGCGAUUCAUGCAGUGGUUUUUCCAACACCACAAGACUCCGACUAUCUGUGAGUGUGAAAACAUUGGCCGUGCAAUCGGUCUCAGCAGACGAGUUGUACAAGUGUGGUUUCAAAAUCAGCGUGCCAAGAAGAAGAAGUUGGCACGUUCAACGGCCAUCUGCAGCGAGGCCUCAUUUCACCAACCAGAAAGCGAAUCACAGUUUCUGCUCGAGGGGAACGAAUGCAAGCUGUGUAAUGUGAAAAUUCGGCGCAUGAGUGAGGAAGACACUGCAGCGGUCACAGAACACAUUUUUUCAACGGUCCACAUCGACCGGCUCUUUGCUACUAUCUGUCAGGGCGACUUGUGGUCGGCGGCAGUUGAAAGACAGCAAAAUUGUCCACCUGAACCAAAACAUGAAUAA
Echinococcus granulosus is the source of this 3156-nucleotide messenger RNA. RefSeq names its product Zinc finger protein 2. Gene Ontology annotation, molecular function: DNA-binding transcription factor activity, RNA polymerase II-specific; RNA polymerase II cis-regulatory region sequence-specific DNA binding. The record is from RefSeq and is a predicted model, not a curated record. The coding region runs from base 1 to 3156 and encodes 1051 amino acids. The transcript is spliced from 9 exons. NCBI's taxonomy places the organism in Eukaryota, Metazoa, Platyhelminthes, Cestoda, Cyclophyllidea, Taeniidae. Gene Ontology annotation, cellular component: nucleus. Gene Ontology annotation, biological process: regulation of transcription by RNA polymerase II.